AUGAUUACUCAGCGUAGACAGGCGAGGGCCCUGCUGGGCCUUGAGGCCAGUUCCUCCUCCGAGGAGCUCCUCAGGGCUCACUACCAGGUGCUGAAGACCCUCCGUGAGGGGGGCUUUGCUCCUGUCAAGUUGGCCAAGCACCUGCUCACGGGCACCCUCGUGGCUAUAAAGGUGCUUGACAAGUUGGACAGCCUCUACUUCACAGAGGAAUUGCAAAUUUUCAAACUUGUAGAGCACCCACACAUAGUGAAGCUCUAUGAAGUGGUGGAAACAAUGGAGCGUCUGUACAUAGUGAUGGAGUACAUGGAUGGAGGAGACCUAGUGGACCAUGUGCAAAAGGUGGGCAGGCUGGAGGAGGAGGAGGAGGCCAGGACUCUGUUUAAACAGAUCCUGAGGGCGGUCAAAUACUGCCAUGACAAUGGAAUUGCUCAUAGAGAUAUAAAACCAGAAAACGUCCUGCUGAAUAGCACAGGAACAGCCAAGUUAUGUGACUUUGGGUCAAGUACCCGAUUUCUGCCCGGGCAGGACCUUGAUGGGGAGUGCGGCACUAUGACCUACUGGGCUCCUGAGUUGUUCAAGCAGCGUAGAUACCAGGGCCCCAAGGUGGAUGUCUGGGCCCUGGGGAUAUUACUUUAUUUUAUGGUGAUGGGCAACGUGCCCUAUAAAGGAAGAUCAUGGACUGUUCUGCGAAUUCAAGUUUUACAAGGAAAAUUCAACUUAAGAAAAUCCUGUUCUCCUGAACUCCGAGGAUUGCUCAUGUAUCUUAUGAGGGAGAAUCCUAAGAAGAGGCCAACCAUCAGGCAAGUACUACGCCACCCCUGGCUAAAUCAAACACCAACAUCACCAGCAGCCUCACCGAUCCCUAGCCAGCAUCAUCUGAUCCAGCCGGACCCUAGAAUCAUUCACAUCAUGGUCUCGUAUAUGGGCUUCAAUAGGAGGCUGGUGUGGGCAGCCCUUUUGCGCAGAAAAUUUAACAAGGAAAGGGCUACUUACUGUAUGCUCGAGGAGCAACAAGAUCAGGCCAAAGAUGUGGCGAGGAGCCCAAUUCCUGAGUCUCCGCUUUGCCCCACGCCUGUGCAGCAGUCCCCCAAAAUAUCAUUAAAGACAGCCAGCGAGCCUGGGCACCACGGGACUGCCUGCCCGCUUGCUGAGCAGCAGCAGGAGUGUAGCAGGAAAGGCAGCAAAUCAGUGUGCCUCCACUGUCUCCUCUGGAGACUCAGCACAAUUGAAACAAGGAGGGAGACUGAGGGCAGCACGCCAAGCCCUGCUCCAGAAGUUGCAGCAACUACAUUCCCCAAGGACCAACCGACUCAGCUGAUGUCCCCAGCCCCUGAGCAGGAGAGGCGGGUGGGCAGCAGGGCUGAUUCCCUCCCCCAGAUUUUGUAUAACACGUGGACAAGGAGUAAAAAAGGGGAGAAGGGUCUCAGCUCGGCUGCCCCAGGCCCAGAAGGGUCAACCCCGAAGGACCCAGGGGACACAGUGGACAGCAGUAAGCUGCCCUCAAUAACAUGGGUAAUAGAAAUAUCCAACUGGGGCCCAGAGGCAGAGGGGGAGGGCAGCACCCCUCCAGACCCUUGUGCUACAGAAGCACCAGCAGCAGAAAUGGCCCCCAGGGGCCCAAAGGCACAGAGGGAGGGCAGCACCUCUCCCACCCCUCAUCCUGCAGAAACACCAGCAGCAGAAAUGGCUGCCCAGGGCCCACAGUCACUGGGGGAGGGCAGCAACCCUCCAGCCCCUUGUGCUGCAGAAGCACCAGCAGCAGAAAUUGCCCCCAGGGGCCCAGAGGCACAGAGGGAGGGCAGCACCCCUCCCACCCCUCCUCCUGCAGAAACACCAGCAACAGAAAUGACUACCCAGGGCCCAGAGUCAGAGGGGGAGGGCAGCACCUCUUCUAUCCCAGGUCCUGCAGCCAAUAGAAGAGCCAAGAUCUGGAAGCGACUCAAGAAAAAUACUAUGAAUUGUUUCUCGAUAUUGUGUUACUGCUGCCUGUAUCGCUAG
This is a messenger RNA of Dipodomys spectabilis (banner-tailed kangaroo rat), 1998 nucleotides long. RefSeq names its product sperm motility kinase X-like. Gene Ontology annotation, cellular component: cytoplasm. The coding region runs from base 1 to 1998 and encodes 665 amino acids. Gene Ontology annotation, biological process: intracellular signal transduction; protein phosphorylation. The record is from RefSeq and is a predicted model, not a curated record. The transcript has a single exon. Gene Ontology annotation, molecular function: ATP binding; protein serine/threonine kinase activity. NCBI's taxonomy places the organism in Eukaryota, Metazoa, Chordata, Mammalia, Rodentia, Heteromyidae.